CCCAGCUUAGCUCAGCUCGACGACGUGUUUCACAUUCAGUUGCUCGACUGCUGCUGUGACUAUUUGUCCACUCUUAAAAAUCUACUGUCGUUUAGCUGAGUAUUGUUCGUGCGUGCCGCCGACAUAGUUGUUCGUUAUCGUUCUCCACAUUUCGUUCGUUCCGUCAUCAUUCCUUUUAAUUGCAAGUUGCUGUGCUGAAAUUGCUGUUGCUACACUGAUUGCUGUUGCUGCUAUGCGAUUUCAUCAUUGUACCGAACGUCGUGGUGAGAAGUAGGUGCGCGUUGUGCGCGUUGUUUUUUUGAAACGAAGCAAACUAAAAAGUGAACUGCAAGAAUUGUUGCUAGUGACUAUGUGUAUGUGUGUGUGUGUGCAGCCGUUUGUGCGAAAUAAAAAUUUAAAUUAUAUUUUCGAGACUUGUUUUUGUGCUCUGCGCUUGUGAAAGUUUUAAACAAAACAAAAAAGAGACGCACCGCUUUGGCGCCUGUCGCUGCUGUUGCCAGUAGUAUUUUUUUGGCUGUGUGUGCUAAGUUUAAUUUAUUGCUCAACAACUAUUCAAACAAACUACCAAAGCAAAAUGAGGCAGUCGGGAUCCACCGAUUCAAAGCCGGAAACUUACCAAGGUAACGCGAAAAUCUGCCGCUUAGUGGAGCUUUAUCCGUGCAUGUAUGAUCGCUCGCAUAUACACUACAUGAAGAAGGAUGUGUUGGAUAAGGCGUGGGACCAAAUUGCCAAGGAAGCUGGUGAAGAUGUUGCAGUAUGCAAAGACCACUGGCGCAACAUUCGCACCUCCUUUGCGCGUUCCAUUAAUAUCAAUAAAGUGCCAUCCAGCGCGAAUCGUACCAAACCAUAUUACCUACACAAAGAACUGCAAUUUCUCGCGCGUCACAUAACACCCGGUAUUCCAGUGUCACGCCGCUCAAGACGGAGCGAAAUGAUUGAGAUGCCGAUGGGAGAGGAAUCAUUUGAUGGUUCUGCUGUUACGGCAGCACAGGGAGGUGAAGCGGUCGAGGAGCAGGAGUCACAGCAGGAACAUGCGCCGAGUAGUAGUUUAGAUGAAGGCACCAUGUCGAGCAAAGGGGGGGAGCUAAUGGCACAGAGUCAUUCACCACAAGAAACACAAGCAGAUGCUAAGAGGCAAGAAUUGCCCGAACAAAGCUCGCCAUUACCACUGCUGCAACAUCAAUAUAUACAUCAGCAACCACCACAACAACAACAACAACAACAACAACAACAACAACAACCAGAACCUGCACCACCUCCACAACAGCAGCCAUUGCUGGCCGAAGUGCCAUUGCCACUGUAUCCGUUCAAAAAGCGACUGCGCACCGUCGUUGAGCCAAUGAUGUGUGUGGAAGUGGAGCAAGAGCGCGACGUAAAGCCUCCAAUCAAAGAACUUUGCACCUCCGAUACCGAUUUUGAUGCUGUCUUUCUUCAAGGCCUGUUGCCCGAAAUGAAAGCGAUGGACUUUCGUCAGAAGAUAAUCUUCAAGAAACGUAUCUAUGAAGUAAUUGGAGAAAUUUUUGACAGUAUACCAAAUAACAACGCAACACAUGGGACGUCUAUUACCAAUAGCAAUGGCACCUCUCCUUGUAAUGGCUAUGUCCCUAACCACAUGAAUGGCUACACGGUCAACGACAAGGGUCGAGCUCCAACUCCUGCCACAUCGCCUAGCGGCUCCGGUUAUAUCUCACCGCUGAAUACCCUAAACAACGCAUCAUCCGCUCCAACGACCGUUGUAAAUGCGACCGAUUUAGCGAUGCUACGUCGUCUCAGCUCAUUGUUACAGAGCCCGACAGUGGCGUCUAGCAGCAACAGCGCUAUGACAGCGCUGCCGAAGAAUGUCGCCUCUAUGUCGUCAGCAGGCAAUCGCCUGACAACAGCUUCAUAUGCAACGCCACGGAUGACUAACGCGUCCCGAGGUGCAAUUACGCGGUCCAGUGCUAACCUUUUGCUCAAUGGGCCACCAUCAGCAACACCAGCGACCAGUCAAGCAGUCAAGCAAGAGUUGUUGGAUGUUGCCGUUUGCAAAUCCCGCUGGCGCAACAUUCGCACCUCCUUUGCGCGUUCCAUUAAUAUCAAUAAAGUGCCAUCCAGCGCGAAUCGAACCAAACCCUAUUACCUACACAAAGAACUGGAAUUCCUCGCACGUCACAUUACACCCGGUAUUCCGGUGUCACGCCGCUCAAGACGGAGCGAAAAGAUUGAGGUGUCGAUCGGCGAGGAAUCAUUUGACGGUCUCGCCGCUACGGCAGCACAGGACGAUGAAGAGUACGACGAGCAGUGCACCGAUGAAGAGGAGUCACAACAGGAACAUGCCUCGAAUAGUAGUUUAGAUGAAGGCACCAUGUCGAGCAAAGGGGGGGAGCAAAUGGCACAACUUAGUCAUUCACCACAAGAAACACAAGCAGAUGCUAAGAGGCAGGAAUUGCCCGAGCAAAGCUCGCCAUUACCACUGCUGCAACAUCAAUAUAUACAUCAGCAAGCACCGCAACAACAACAACCAAUACAACCAGAACCUGCACCACCUCUACAACAGCAGCCAUCGCCGCCAGCGGCACUGCCGCUCGAAUCUACCACUGAAGGGGAAGGCGGCACAGUGGGCGAAGUGUCAUUACCAAUGUAUCCGUUUAAAAAGCGCCUGCGCACCGUCGUCGAGCCAAUGAUGUGUGUGGAAGUGGAGCAAGAGCCCGAUGUGAAGCCUCCAUCCAACGAACUCUGCACAUCCGAUUCGAAUUUUGAUGCUGCCUUUCUUCAAGGCCUGUUGCCCGAAAUGAAAGCGAUGGACUUUCGUCAGAAGAUAAUCUUCAAGAAACGUAUCUAUGAAGUAAUUGGAGAAAUUUUUGAGAAUACUCCAAAUACCAAUGCAACACGUCGUCCGUCGCAGCCAAACCCCGCAUACAACGGUAAUGCGUCUAUUGGCAGUAGCAAUGGUCGCACUCCCUCUAAUGGUUAUGCCACUAACCACAUGAAUGGCUCGAUGGUCAACAACAAACGUCGAAGUUCUAUACGUACACCAACUCCUGCCACAUCGCCUAGCGCCUCCGGUUAUAUCUCACCGUUGAAUACCCUAAACAACGCAUCACCCGCUCCAACGACCGUUGUAAAUGCGACCGAUUUAGCGAUGUUACGUCGCCUGAGCUCAUUGUUACAGAGCCCGACGGUGACGCCUAGCAGCAGCAACAGCGCUAUGACAGCGUUGCCGAAGAAUGCCGCAGGGUGCACCACCAGCAAUACACUGACAACAGCCUCACCACUAUCACCGGCGACGGUCAGCGUACAUCGGGGCGCAAUGACGCGGUCCAGUUCAAAUCUUUUUCGCACUUCAAUGGUGAAUGGUUUGGCGCUCCCUACAUCCACUGCCAGUGGGUCAUCAGCAGCAACACCAGCGACCAGUCAAGCAGUCAAGCAGGAGUUGUUGGAUGAAUGAGUCAAUUACUGCAAAUAUAUUUCGUUUUUUUUUUUUUAUUUAAAAGUGUGUUUUACUAGUUGGAACUUUUUCAUGCUUUAGGUAAAAUGUAGCUUUAGAAUUUUACCGAAGAAUUAGAUAUCUUUGUAAGAAUGUAAAUAAUUGU
Molecule: messenger RNA, 3572 nt
Organism: Anastrepha obliqua
Lineage: Eukaryota; Metazoa; Arthropoda; Insecta; Diptera; Tephritidae
Product: mucin-2-like
Exons: 5
Coding region: 575-3427 (950 amino acids)
Biological process (GO): regulation of transcription by RNA polymerase II
Cellular component (GO): nucleus; transcription regulator complex
Molecular function (GO): DNA binding
Source: RefSeq, a predicted model, not a curated record